Molecule: messenger RNA, 4042 nt
Organism: Cydia pomonella (codling moth)
Lineage: Eukaryota; Metazoa; Arthropoda; Insecta; Lepidoptera; Tortricidae
Product: neuronal acetylcholine receptor subunit alpha-3-like
Exons: 1
Coding region: 1778-2986 (402 amino acids)
Biological process (GO): signal transduction; regulation of membrane potential; nervous system process
Cellular component (GO): synapse; neuron projection; membrane
Molecular function (GO): extracellular ligand-gated monoatomic ion channel activity; transmembrane signaling receptor activity; neurotransmitter receptor activity
Source: RefSeq, a predicted model, not a curated record
ACCCUCUCCAGUUUGGAGAUGGUGAUAAACUUUCGUCGUCCAGAUUUCACUUUAAUGAAAUACCGAUAACACUUGACCAAAGCUUGAAGAAGCAGAAUAUGGCAACGGUUCGAACAUUAUUGGGAUUAACCUGUCGGAGGACUCGGAUUUGGAUAUAAAGUUGUCGAUUACUUGAAGAACAGAAAUACAGGCGUCCGGUUUAGUAGGAGUAUUGAUUGGCCCUUAUUUCAUUAUCUGUAUACUAGCUACUACCUACAUCUAUUUGAAUGAAUGUAAACGAUUAUAUCAGCUUAGGCUUUUCGAGUUUUAGUCUCAUAAGAGUCAUAAGUCAUUUUGUAUUCUUGUUUUUUCUUCACUAGUAUCUACCAAAGCAGUGUCAAUAGACCUGCUAUACUAUUCUUCAUCCGUGACUUCAUCUUGACGAUAACUUCUGUACUAUUUACAUUUGUUUUAAGCUAAAUUAUAAAAAGAAGAACUCUAUUUAGAAUCGACAAGAGGGUUCCAUACCCAAAGGGUAAAAACGGGAUCCUAUUACUAAGACUCUACAGUCUGUCUGUCUGUCACCAGGCUGUAUCUCAUGAACUGUGACAGCUAGACAGUUAAAAAUUUCACAGAUGAUGUAUUUAUGUUGCCGCUAUAACAACAAAUACUAUAAAGUACGAAACCGUCGGUGGUCGAGUCCGACUCUAUUUAUCACAGUUAGUUACACAGCUACUAUUAGCUAUCACAGUUCAUGAGAUACAGCCUGGUGAUAGAAAGACAGACAGACGGACGAGUCUUAGUAACAGGUAGUGCUCUACUAAUUUAAGUCCUGUCUUUGUUUGUAAUAUGAGCUUUUCUUUAGUAGUGCACGAUAAAGAAUUUUAUUAUUAUUAUUGUAUCUCCUUGGAUUUCACGGGCCUAUAAAUCCCGGUCUUUUGAUAGGCGUGCGUGGGGAUAUAGAUCCAACACGUAGAGGCCUCUUGGAGAGCUUUAAUGUCAUGUAGAACGCCUGCUGGAACCCGUUCACAGGCGCAACAAUAGAGACUAUUGUAGUAAAGUGAACAGUAUAACGGUCUAUGGAUUGAAGUUUGGGAGGACAAUGAGACUGGGUUAUUGCAAAGACGUCCGGACACCUGCCAUAACAAUGUUUUCACUAGUUAUCGAGGCAGGCGGUGACUCGCCGCCAACUAGAUGGGCCCCUGAAAAUGCCGUCGUGAAGACGACCAGGAGCAACACCGGUGUGAGCGGCUCAGGGGUGUCGAGAGGUGUACGCCGCUUUUUACCCAGUGGCUGAUAACAGCCACUGUGCCAACUCGCGUCUUAUACAAGUUUUCACUUCCACCCCUGGAGCAUUUAGCUCUAACGACUCCUCUCUGGACGGCCAAUGAAGGCAAGCCAGAGCUGAGAGUCCUGCGGGUCCCCUUGGGGUCCACUCCGACCGACGAAGACACGCCGGAGACGGAGACCCUGACCGACUCUCGGGAGUACUCGGGUCCGUGGGGUCGUUACUCCCCAACAGCUCGCCACAAGCUGCCCUGCGGUUUUAUAUUAUUAUUAUUAUUAUCGGGGGGUGAGAGGUGCAGGGGCCAUGUAGUGCAGGGUUCCACAGGAGCCAGUCCCAGUCAUUUUAAUAUAAAAUUUGGAGUAUUGCUCCCAGGCGUAUCUGCUUGUUAAAUAUCUAUGACAGACAGUUGGUUGUAAAUUGAUAUUUAAUCUCCACUUAUCAAGGUGCACAACACAUGUUUAUUUCCAGUUGAAAGUGGGAGUACCAAAUGUCCACAUUUCACCAACAACUAUGAAUCUGUGCGCAUUCAUAACAGUCUCUACCUUAAGUCUGUGCUUUUGCGAAGAAUGUCGUUUAAACACCCGACCACCAGAAAUAGAAACAGAAAUAAACUUAAAGAAAAAGCUUACUAAAUGCUACGCCAAAACUUUGAAGCCUCCAGUAAAUAAAGACUCAAACCCGGUGGUCGUGAAGGUGGAUUAUCUACUUCAGUCCUUCAAGUUUGAUCCUAACGAAGAGAUACUGACGUUAUACAGCUGGAACUAUUUUGUAUGGCGAAAUGAUAGAUUGACAUGGAAGCCUGAGGAUUACAACAAUAUAAUGUCGACGCAAGUCUCAAGUUUUGACAUUUGGAGUCCGGGGCUGAAGCUGAUCAACAAGGCGGAUGCGGAUGAUUUUGACUUCGUCUACUCGAAAUGCAGAUUGAAUAGCACAGGCCACGUUAGGUGCGUUGUACGGACAGAAUACAAAGUUAUCUGCACUUCUGACUUAACCAAUUGGCCUUAUGACACGAAGAGUUGCACGCUCCAGUUUGAACAGUGGAGACCACAGGAAACCAAAGUGUUCUUCAGUUUGAGUCAUAUUGACUUUGCCAUGCAGGCGUAUCAAAAUGCUGGAUGGAAGAUCGUUCGUGCAAACUUCUUCAAGAAUUUAACCACUGGAAUACAGUCUGUCGUUAAAUUUCAUUUUAAAAGACUCGCAGAGGGCCUAGAAGCUAUUGUAGUGGUUCCAGCUUUUGUGAUAAGUGUGCUGACAGUGACGGCUCUCCUGUUGGACUAUAGAAACAUCAAUCGAUUAGGAAUACUGUGCAUGACUUUGAUCGGUCAUUUCAUGUUCUCUAACGAAGUAUCAGAUAACCUCCCUAAACAUAGUGCAACUACUCCUGUCAUAUUGUCGUUCAUUAGCUGUUCUACUGUUGUAACUGUCAUUUGCUUUGUAUUAUCGGUUUGCUUUAGAUAUUUCGGAUCGAAGAAAACUCAACCCCCGACGUGGAUUACUUCUGGUAAUGAUUUUGUCUUGGGCGGGUAUGGCAAAUAUGGAGUAUUUACAAAAUGGGAGGUGACUGAACAAGAUCCGGAAAUUAAACCGAAUGUAGAAUGGGUUAACUUUAUUAGUAUUGCUAAUAGCGUCUAUCUGCUUGUAGUGGUAGUUACUUAUAUAUACCUGCUGUCGGCUUAUAUGCCAAAGAAGCCACAUUUCACAUUCGUUUUCGAUACUUAAGGCUAGUAGUCACUGCUUUGUUCCAUGUUAUUUAAUAAAAUUGAUUAAAGUACCUUAUAUAAUGUAAAUAUUUAAAUAACUUUGGAUUGUUAUUUUGAGAUUUUAGAUCUCCGUACCCAAAGGGUAAAACGGGACCCUAUUACUAAGACUCCGCUGUCCGUCCGUCCGUCUGUCACCAGGCUGUAUCUCAUGAACCGUGAUAGUUAGACAGUUGAAAUUUUCACAGAUGAUGUAUUACUUUUGCCGCUAUAACAACAAAUACUAAAAAACAGAAUAAAAUAAAUAUUUAAGGGGCCUCCCAUACAACAAACGUAAUUUUUUUGCCGUUUUUAUAGAUGGUACGGAACCCUUCGUGCGCGAGUCCGACUCGCCCUUGUCCGAUUUUUUACUUAUGUAGGAACAACUUAUAAUUUAUAUUUCUUAUUAUGUAACAUUAUCUCUCAUAAAUUCUUGGAUGGAGUAAUAUAUAUGCUCCCUCUAUUGAGAAAGAUUGUAGUUUUGAUAUGAAAAGAUAAAAAAAUUCUAUAUUUCUUAUUAUGUUGGGCAAUUUGUUGUAAAUCUGUAUUGCUCUGAAAUACGUGCCUUUUUUGUACAUUUCUAAGAUUGGUUCCGGCGGGAUGAGUUUAUUAUUUCGGCGUGCGCUUUUACAGUAGUGCGGUAUAUUUUUUUUCAAAAAUUUAGAUUACUAAUAUGUAGAGACAGGGUAGAGUCAAGAUUUGAAGGCUUAUGAAAUAUGGUUUGCAGCUGUCUGUUUGUUAAUAUACGGAAACAUUAUUUCUGAGCUUUAAGUAGAUCGUGUGUAUCAGUGCUAUGGCCCCAUAAAAUAAUGCCGUAGCGUAACCAGGCCUGAGCGUAGGAAUGAUAUGUAGAAAAGGCGCACUUAAGCAUUAGUGUAAGUAUGAUUUGUUAAAAAGUUUAUAAUGAGCGCCUAUACCUCAAUAAACUGUAUUAAUUUAAUUUUAUUACUGUCUAGGAUGAAAAUGUACACUAGAUUAAAUAAUUACAUUCUAUUAAAUGAUGUUAAAUAAAGAACUCAUUAAAAAAUCUCAGUAUUGG